Molecule: messenger RNA, 1110 nt
Organism: Paracoccidioides brasiliensis Pb18
Product: DNA repair protein
Exons: 3
Coding region: 1-1110 (369 amino acids)
Biological process (GO): base-excision repair; nucleotide-excision repair, DNA damage recognition; UV-damage excision repair
Cellular component (GO): nucleotide-excision repair factor 1 complex
Molecular function (GO): damaged DNA binding
Source: RefSeq, a predicted model, not a curated record
AUGGAAUCUCAACAGCGCGCUGUAACUCCGCCGCCAGUCAACUCUGCGUCAUCCAAGCCCAAAUCACCUUUGACUCCAGAGCAGCUUCGCAAAAUUGAGAUAAAUCGAAUGAAAGCGAAAGCACUUCGAGAGCAGCAUGAUUCUGAAGUGCGAACUGUUUCAUUAUCUGGAGGUUCUGUUUCUGCAGGACAAAAGCGACCAUAUUCAGCAAUUUCUCCUUUCAAAUCUCCUUCGAGCUCUCGCGAUGCACGGUCAAAUAAACCCAAAGAAAGACCUCUUGAUGAGAUCCUCCCGGCGCGUAACUUCACAAAAUAUGUGGAGUACGACCUGAGCAAGAUGACUGAUACUAAAGGAGGGUUUUUAACAGUGGAAGAUGAUCCGCAUAACAAGGCUUUGCAAACCGGUGAGAAAGACGAAAAACCCGCUCACAUGACAUUAAAAGAGUGGGAGCGACAUCAACUUCUACAAUCCUUACGCCGGGAGAAGGCAGGGCCGUUCGAGCCCGGGCUGAGUGUCCUUGAUAAGGAACAGAAGUCAUGUCGAGAAUGCGGCAGCAAGGAGAUUGACUGGAAAUGGGAAGAAAUACUGAAAUGUGCUGUCUGCAAUUCUUGCAAAGAGAAGUUCCCUGAGAAAUAUAGCCUCCUCACCAAGACAGAAGCAAAGGAAGAUUAUCUAUUGACAGGCUCUGAACUGAAUGAUGAAGAGCUUCUACCUCAUCUUGAGAAACCAAACCCUCAUAAAGCAACCUGGAAUAACAUGAUGCUCUACGUUCGAUUCCAGGUCGAGGAGUACGCGUUUUCACCAAAGAAAUGGGGGUCACCUGAAGCUCUAGAUGCUGAAUUUGAGAGGCGGGAGGCUACAAAAAGAAGACAGAGAGAAGCUAAAUUUAAGACCAAACUUCAUGAUUUGAAGAAGCGAACUCGAGUUGAGGCAUACCGACGAAGCCGCCAGGCUGCAUCAGGAGAAGGGACAGGUGGUCAUUUUGGUGACGAUCUUGGCAGCAGCAAACAUGUGCAUGAAUGGGGGAGACUUGUUGAGAAUCCUGAGACAGGCAUCGGGAUAAAGACAUGCGUGGGGUGUGGGAUGGAGGUCGAAGAACUUGAAUUCUGA